Molecule: messenger RNA, 2358 nt
Organism: Diabrotica virgifera virgifera (western corn rootworm)
Lineage: Eukaryota; Metazoa; Arthropoda; Insecta; Coleoptera; Chrysomelidae
Exons: 1
Coding region: 1-2358 (785 amino acids)
Molecular function (GO): nucleotide binding; nucleic acid binding
Source: RefSeq, a predicted model, not a curated record
AUGAAAUGGUUCGCAGAUGAACUAAAUCAGCUUGCUGAGGAUGUUUCUACGGUGUUUAUGUGUCCGUUUGAUAUUAAUAUGACAUUUCAGCAAGAGAGUGAUUUUCAAGCAGCCACUCAUUGUCAUAUUUGCGAGCAGCGCUUCUCCCCCAGUGAUAAGAAAAUGCGAGACCAUAAUCACCUGAUCCCUGAAAAUAAUUAUCGAUUUGCAGCUCAUGAAGGCUGUAAUAUUAAUUACAAAGAUGCUCACACUAUCCCUGUGAUAUUUCAUAACCUCAGUGGAUAUGACGCGCAUUUCAUUAUUAAUGAUAUUGCUACUCACAUCAAAGGUCCUGUAGAUCUUCUUCCUAUUACUAAGGAAAAAUAUAUUUCUUUCACUAAACACAUUAAUGAUGCUCGAAUUAAAUUUCGUUUCAUCGAUAGUUUUCGAUUUAUGGCGUCUUCUCUCGAUAAGCUCUCUUCUUAUUUAACCGAAUAUCCUAAUCUCCGCUCUCAAUAUGUUUUCCUUCCCGAGGAGCAGUUCAAUCUUCUUACUGUGAAAGGUAUCAUGCCUUAUGAUUAUAUUGAUUCUUUCGAUCGUUUUAUUGAAACAUGUCUGCCGCCUAUCGAGUUUUUUUAUAAUAAACUUGAGGAUAAACCUUGUCCUCGCCGCCAUUAUCAUCGCGCCCUCCAAGUCUGGUCCUCAUUCUCUUGUUCUUCUCUCGGAGAUUACGUCGAUCUCUACAUGAAAACCGAUAUUCUUCUUCUUGCCGACGUUUUCGAACGGUUCCGCUCCAGUUGUCUCGAAACAUAUAAUCUUGAUCCCGCUCAUUACUUUACUCUGCCUGGAUUCACGUGGGAUGCGAUGCUUAAGUAUACAAAACAGGAACUUGAACUUUUAACUGAUCCAGAUAUGCAUUUGUUUGUGGAGCGAGGCAUUCGUGGUGGUUUGAGUCAAGUUUGCUCGAAACGUCGUGUUCAUGCUAAUAACAAGUACAUGGCAUCUUACGACCCUUCGAAGCCCGACUCCUAUCUAAUGUAUUUCGAUGUCAAUAAUCAAUAUGGGUGGGCAAUGUCCCAAUAUCUUCCAUAUGGAGGUUUCGAGUGGUCUGAUACUAACAUCGACGUUCUUAGUAUUCCGGACGAUUCUUCUGAAGGGUGCAUUCUCGAGGUCGAUCUGGAGUACCCUCAACAUCUCCAUGAUCAUCAUAAAGACAUCCCAUUCUGUCCCCAAUCCUUGAACCCGAAAACUAUGAAACCUCCUAAACGUCCGCGAGAGCUGACAAAAUUAAUGGCUACCCUUCAUGAUAAAGAAAGAUAUGUAAUUCAUUACAGAGCCUUGAAGCAAGCGCUAGCUCAUGGAUUAAUACUAAAAAAGAUUCAUCGAGUCUUGAAAUUUAAGCAGUCUCCUUGGUUAAAGUCAUACAUCGACUUGAAUACAAAUCUCCGGAAGGCAGCAAAAAAUGAGUUUGAAAAGAAUCUGUUUAAGCUUAUGAACAAUGCAGUGUUUGGUAAGACUUUAGAGGGUGUGCGCAGGCGCGUUGAUAUUAAAUUGUUGACAGAGUGGGAGGGUCGUUAUGGAGCUGAAGCUAGAAUAAGUAGCCCCCUGUUUAAAAACGCUACUAUCUUUAAUGAAAAUUUGAUUGCUGUUGAGAUGCAUAGAGCGGAAAUAUGGUUAGUUAAACCGAUUUAUGUUGGAAUGAGUAUUUUAGACUUGGCGAAAACGACUAUAUAUGAUUUCCAAUAUGGCUACUUAGCUAGCAGGUUCGGAGAAAACUUUUCGACCUGCUAUACCGAUACUGAUAGUGUGAUCGUGGAGAUACGGGAAAAAGACCCGUAUGAAGCAAUGAUACAUGAUUGUUAUAAAUAUUUUGAUACCUCAGACUAUCCUAAAGAUAACAUUUACGGCAUCCCUCUGGUUAAUAAGAAGGUAUUGGGCAUAAUGAAAGAUGAGAAUAAUGGCUGCAUUAUGACCGACUACAUAGGACUCCGAUCGAAAUUAUACACGACAAAAGCAGCUACCACAGAUGCUGACAUUAAAAAGCUGAGGGGGAAGUUGAAAGAACAAGAGUAUGAGUAUGAUGAAGUUGAUAAUAUUAUACGAAAUUGUGGUGUGACAAAGAAGGCAAAGGGGGUAAAGAAAUCUGUAGUAAAUACUAAAAUUACUUUUGAGGACUACGUCGAGUGUUUAGAUACCUUUACAGCAAAGGUCACCUCACAAAAUCUUAUACGCUCUGAUAAACAUCAAGUUUAUUCUAUAACUCAAAGCAAGAUUGCGCUAAGCCCCAAUGAUGAUAAAAGACAUCACAUUCGGGGUUCUUAUGAUACGCUUCCCUUUGGGCACUAUUUAAUUGAUACUCUUGAGAUGGAUGUUGAUUAG